AUGCCGGCAGACUCGGUCCCAGUACGGCCCUUUGGCGCCUUCAUCCUGUGCCUGGACCGGGCGCACACUGGGGCGACCCCACUGGCGUCAGAGAGUCUGAUGCCUCGCACCCUGGAGGGGCAGAUCACCAUGGAGAAGACCCCCAGCUAUUUCGUGACGCGUGAGGCGCCCCGCCGCAUCCAUCGCAUGUCCCCCGACACGAAGCUGAUCGUGGUGGUGCGCGACCCCGUGACGCGAGCCAUCUCUGACUACGCGCAGACGCUGUCCAAGACUCCGGGCCUGCCCAGCUUUCGCGCGCUGGCCUUCCGCCGCGGCCUGGGACCCGUGGACACGGCCUGGAGCGCCGUGCGCAUCGGCCUCUACGCGCAGCACCUGGCCCGCUGGCUGCGCUACUUCCCGCUGUCCCGCUUCCUGUUCGUCAGCGGAGAGCGGCUGGUCAGCGACCCGGCCGGCGAGGUGGGCCGCGUGCAGGACUUCCUGGGCCUCAAGCGGGUCGUCACGGACAAGCACUUCUACUUCAACGCCACCAAGGGCUUCCCCUGCCUCAAGAAGGCCCAGGGGGGCAGCCGACCCCGCUGCCUGGGCAAGUCCAAGGGCCGGCCCCACCCGCGAGUGCCGGAGGCCGUGGUUCAGCGCCUGCGCGACUUCUAUCGGCCCUUCAACCACAGGUUCUACCAGAUGACCGGCCAGGACUUUGGCUGGGACUGAAAGGCCCCUUGGGAACCUUAAUUUAUGUCUGUGCCGCUGGGUAGAGUGAUGUAUUUAAGGAAUGGGGGCUGCUUGUGCCUUCUUCCAGUGAUCCGGAGGGCUGGGUAGCCGCGGGUGGGAGAACCCUGGCCAGCAGGGGAAUCCCACCAGCCGACUUUAUGGGGCCCAGAUGCUCAUUGACGGGUGCUUAUUUUCUCACAGAAUAAACCAAAAUCAAACUCACAA
Echinops telfairi (small Madagascar hedgehog) is the source of this 933-nucleotide messenger RNA. RefSeq names its product heparan sulfate-glucosamine 3-sulfotransferase 6 (gene HS3ST6). The transcript is spliced from 2 exons. The record is from RefSeq and is a predicted model, not a curated record. Lineage: Eukaryota; Metazoa; Chordata; Mammalia; Afrosoricida; Tenrecidae. The coding region runs from base 1 to 708 and encodes 235 amino acids. Gene Ontology annotation, molecular function: [heparan sulfate]-glucosamine 3-sulfotransferase activity.